This is a messenger RNA of Lecanosticta acicola, 1419 nucleotides long. The record is from the annotation of a GenBank genome assembly. Lineage: Eukaryota; Fungi; Ascomycota; Dothideomycetes; Mycosphaerellales; Mycosphaerellaceae.
AUGAGCAUGAGCAUGAGCAUCUUCACCCUCAUCCUCCGGCUUGCCGUCUGCCUGUGUGCGCUGCUGGUAAGCGCAGCUCUGGCAAACACCGAGAAGGCCAUCUUCCUCGCCCCGGAGGCCAUCACCCUGCCAGACGCCUCUCCCAGCCUGCACGCCCUGCAGCUCGACACCAUCUCUCCCAUCUCCGCCCAACUGCGGACGGCACUGCCCGUGGCAUUUCCAAGCGACACCAACCCGAAGGGCCUCGAGUCUUGGUAUCUGCUGCGGCAGUUGAACGCACGACAACGAUACGAAGUGCGCAUCUGCUGGGCUGCAGUUGUAUGUCUCCUACGCAUCUCCGCGCCAGGCAGCAAGCUUCGCCUCGUCCCUUUCCCCACGGCUAACCUGGUAGUAGCAACCCACGCAAUUCUGGAUCGACGUCUACAACAUCACACAUGUUUUCGACACUCCACACCUGAUCCAGAGCUUGGCGUCCUAUUCGGAGGAGCAGCAGCAGCAGCAGCAGCAGCAGUCGCCACAACCGGUCCAGCCCAAAGCUGCACACACGGCACUCGACCUCUCCGGGACCAUCUUAUUUCUCCACCUUCAUGCCGCCGCCGACUUCUUCACCACCAACAAGACUUUGAUGCACCAUCCGCCGGCUGUCGACGUCGACAUCAUCCUAGAUCCCUAUCUGGCAAAUAUCCUCCCCGCGUCCCUCCUUCCCACGGCACUUUACAUUCUUGUCUUGGCCAUUCUGUCCUGGUUCCUCUCAGGGGUAAUUUGGAACUUCCUCCAACCUGCCAAGCCCAAGCAGCACACGGACUGAAGGCCAACAUGUCUAGCAAUCGGUCCACUCAGGCCAACUCAUCCAAUCAAGGCGCCGCGAAUGGUCUUGGUACGAGCGGCAAUGACGGCAAUUCUGGCGAUGCUCAGCAAGCGAGCCCGUCGACCACAGUAGCCACUGCAACCCCGGCCGCGCCGCCGUCAGUUCAGUUACAUCCCUUCUACACGCUACCUGUGGAGCUCAUAUUGGACAUCGUCGACUAUCUCCCAGCAGAGGCCUUCAUCAACUUCGCAUUCGCCAACUACCCGAUACUGCAUCACCAUGGUCUGGCGCCGGCGCUUUCGCGACCACGUAUCAUCUAUAUCACGACGCAGACACAGAUACCGGCACUUUUUCCGCUGCUGAGAAUGCCUCCGGAGAUCAUGCUACACAUUAUGCGGAACCUUCGGCCCAUCGACAUCAUGAGGUUCGUCGUCGCCAAUUAUCAAGAUCUCGCACGACAAGGGAUUGCACCACCUAUGACAGAGGAAACAGUGAAUCAGCUCAAGAAUGCUGUCAGGGCGAGGUUAGGACCUGGCAGUUCGAGUCCAGGCGGGUCAGAUCUAGGAUCAGGACCAGGUCGACCAGGUCAGGGUCCCGGAACGGCGACUUGA